Messenger RNA from Hyaena hyaena (striped hyena), 1747 nucleotides. It is a transcript of the gene SLC17A3, whose product is annotated as solute carrier family 17 member 3. Gene Ontology annotation, molecular function: voltage-gated monoatomic anion channel activity; urate transmembrane transporter activity; xenobiotic transmembrane transporter activity. The coding region runs from base 1 to 1497 and encodes 498 amino acids. Lineage: Eukaryota; Metazoa; Chordata; Mammalia; Carnivora; Hyaenidae. The record is from RefSeq and is a predicted model, not a curated record. Gene Ontology annotation, biological process: transmembrane transport; urate transport; monoatomic anion transport. The transcript has 11 exons.
AUGGCCACCAUGACAGAGCUGAGUCCCACGGUGGAGAAGAGUAAAUUCUCCCAAAACACACAAGUGGAUGAGAAUCUCGUUCCCAAGAAAGUUCCAAGCUUCUGCUCCACCCGCUAUGGUCUAGCCCUCAUCACACAUCUCUGCAACUUUAUGGUGAUGACCCAGUAUGUUGCCAUUAACAUCACCAUGGUAGCCAUGGUCAAUGGCACAAACCAUCAGUCCCGGUUCAAUGGCUCCACCGAGAUGCUUCCCAUUGACUCAUUUAGUGGCUCAAAUGAUGUGCCCAAGAGUCUCUCAGCAGAGGCUCCUGUGUAUGACUGGAGUCCUCAAAUCCAGGGCAUCCUUUUUGGUUCUGUCAACUAUGGCAUGAUGCUGACGGUGGCUCCUAGUGGGUACCUGGCUGGAAGAAUAGGAACAAAGCGAGUGGUUGGUGUUUCUUUGGUUGGAUCCUCCCUUCUCACUAUCUUCACCCCUCUGGCAGCUGACCUUGGACUAGCCUUCUUCAUUGCAACUCGAAUAGUCCAGGGCCUAAUGCAGGGAUCGAUAUUUGGGGGCCAGUUUGCGCUUUGGGAGAAAUGGGGUCCUCCACAUGAACGAAGCCGACUCUGCACCAUCACUAUAGCAGGAAUGCCGUUGGGAGCCUUCGCCAUCAUCCUCCUGGGUGGCAUCAUCAGCCAAAGCCUUGGGUGGCCUUUUGUCUUCUAUGUCUUUGGAGGCAUUGGCUGCAUCUACUGCCUUCUCUGGUUUGCUCUGGUGUAUGACAACCCCAUCUUUCACCCGUGGAUAAACGUCACAGAAAAAGAAUAUAUCGUAGCCUCCCUGGCUCACCAGGUCAUCCCUCAGAAGCAGCCCCUUCCCAUCAAGGCCAUGCUCAGGUCUCUGCCUCUAUGGUCCAUCGGUGUGUGCAAUUUCAGCCAUCAGUGGCUAGUCACCAUACUGAUUGUGUACAUGCCGACUUACAUCAGCUCUGUGUUCAACAUUAACAUCAGAGACAAUGGGUUCCUGUCUGCCCUCCCUUUUAUCAUUGCCUGGGUCACUAGCAUCCUCACUGGCCAACUGGCAGAUUUCCUCCUGACCAAGAAUUUCCGGCUCGUGACCGUGAGGAAAAUUGCCACAUUUCUUGGAAAUUUCCCCUCUUCAGCUCUCCUUCUGGUUCUGCCUUACCUCACCCCCAGCUACGUCACCACGAUGACCCUCCUCAUGAUCACGUGUGGGCUGAGCCCCAUCAGUCAGUCAGGGAUCUAUGUCAACCCCUUAGAUAUUGCUCCAAGACAUUCCAGUCUCCUCAUGGGAGUCUCAAGGGAAUUAGGAUGCGCAGCGGCCAUCGCGGCACCCACCGUCAGCGGGCUUCUCCUCAGCCAGGACCCUGUAUUUGGAUGGAGAAACGUCUUCUUGUUGCUGUUUGCCAUUAACCUAUCAGGACUGAUAUUCUACCUGGUAUUUGGAGAUGCCUCCAUCCAAGACUGGGCUAAAGAGAGGAAGCUCACUCGCUUAUGAAAGUAAAGGAUAGUAGUUUCAUCUACGGAAUUAGCCAGAGGGGCACUAUUUCAAAUUUUAAUUCGAUGUCACUUUUCUUCCUUAGUUAUCCCACCUCGGUAGUGAUGGAAAGUCACUGGGCACCUCACUUCACAAAAGAGAAGCCUUUGGUGAUGAGCAUAGCAGCAGAAAGAAUCUUGUUUGCUGAGAUCAGUUCUUUAUGUCCCUAAGAUUUCCUUCUGAGGAACAUAGUCGAUGAAUGAAAAUUUAA